GCGUUAAUUGACGCAACACGGAGGCAACCCAUGAUCGCAGACUCCGCACGCAUCCUCACGCCACUGACCUGGGCUUAGCUGUGCCCUGCAUGUGUGUGCGUGUGUGUGCGUGUGUGUGUGAGCGGGAGUGUGAGUGAUCCCCAGAAAUCAGGAUGGAGGAUCUCAAGGAGAAUCUGGGAACUUUGGAUUGACGCCCGGGGAUAAUAACGCGCCGUCGGCCCGAACCUGAUCGGGCUUCUCGUGGAUUUAAACAUUUUGAUGUUGUGUCUCCUCUCCUUUGACCAUUUCCUUCUCGGUGGCGGGGAUUUACACUCGGCUUACAACCUCUCUUAUUCCUGGCGAGCAAAAUGCCAUUCGCCAAACGGAUUGUGGAGCCGCAGCUUCUGUGCAGACACCAGAUCCCCAAUGAUGAAGGUCUGCUUUUCGAGGACCUGUGUGCCAUCAGCAACGUGGUCCUCUCCAGGACCCUGCGACAGCUGUCCGAGCUGGCACGGCAUGCCUGCUCCUUAUUUCAGGAGCUGGAGAACGACAUCUUCAACACCAACCAGCGUGUCUGGGUCCUCCAGAACAAAAUAGGCCAGAUACAGCAAACUGCCAGUGCCCUGGACCCCAAAAAGGAGGCAGUGCCAGUGUCAAACUUAGACAUUGAGAGCAAGCUGUCAGCUCACUAUCAGGCCCAAUGGCAUCAGCAACACAGCAUGUUCCAUCCUUGUGCCCGACCACCGUGUCUGGAAGAGCUACACAGAAGUGCACAGCUCAGUCUAAGAGCGUUGCAUCGAGAUGAACAACAUCAGCGUUCCUCCAGUCGGGAGAGAAACAGGGUGACCAUCGCCAUCUCUGUGGCGCCUCCCAUGCCCACCUUUCCCUCACCGCACAGCAUCCGCCGCCAACAGAGGAGUCGCCUAGCACGAGCAGUGAGCUCAACAUACUCUUACAAUAGGGACUGCAAGCAGGAGAGAGCUGAGAGGGAACGUGAGCUGGACUAUCAACCCAGGAAGGAGAUGGCUGUGAGAGAAACAGAAAUCCAGACCACAGAGAGAAAAGAGAGGUUAGGCAGGGAGGCAGAUAUCCAAACAAUCCAAAGAAAGGCUACUUCCACAGAAGAAGAGGAAAGUGCUGAGGUCCUGGGAGCCCAAAAGGCCAAGGACUCUGUCCGCACAGCCCCAUCAACCCAGGAUAAACAGACAAAUUGGUCAAAGGAAAACAUCCCACCAUCAGAUCAGACAUCUGGUGAUUCUCAUGCCGUCUCCUCAUGCAUCAUUCCCAUUAAUGUCACAGGUUCUGUUGUUAAUCCAGGAGUUGGGUUUGACAGGGAAGCAAGUGCUCGUUGCUCUCUAGUUCACUCCCAGUCAGUUCUCCAGAGACGAAGAAAGCUGAGACGAAGGAAAACGAUCACAGGAAUACCCAAACGAGUACAACAAGAUAUGGACUCGGAUGAAUCACCGGUAGCUAGAGAGCGCACAGUGAUCAUCCAUGCUAACCAACUCACUCUCUGUCAGGAAGACAUUUCCAUAAGUGGUCGUCUCCAUCACACUCGUGACUCUGGUUGCCAGACAGAUGAUUUCCUUAUAGCAUGUACAGCUGCACCCUCCAGAAGACGCAUCAGAGCUCAGCGGGGCCAUCAGGGAAUUCCUGCCUCUUUGUCCCAUUCAACGGGCAACAUUUCCUCCCUGGGUGACCAAUCAGACACAACUUACACUACAGCAUCAGCUCAUGGAGGUCGCUUACGUUCACGUAGCCUUCCACGGGAGGGUGGGCGUCUGAUGGACAGUGACGAGGACGAUGAUGACAAUUAUGAUGACGAUGACGACGAUGAAGAGUUGUCGCCUUAUGAAGCAGAGGACUUUAUUCCACCAGGGCCAAGUCCAAGGAUGAAGAUGAUGAUGAUGAAGGAUGAAGAAGAGAGCACAGAUGACCAAGCAGCUCCUGAGCCACUGCAACUUGGAAGUCUGAAAAGGUUGCAGCGAUCAGGUGAAAGAGACAGAGGGGGUGGAGGAGGAGGGAGCCCAGAGCAUAGCUGGAUGGAGAGAGGUCGUUCUCGCUUGCCUCGCAAGGCUGACAUGGGUAGCUGUGAGAUUUCAUCCAGCUCUGAUACUUUCAGCAGCCCUAUUCAUUCAGUGUCUACAACAGGAGGUCUUGGGAGUCAUGUAGACCAGAAGGAGGAUCACCAGUCAUCAAGUGGGAACUGGAGUGGUUCCAGCUCUACCUGCCCCUCACAAACAUCUGAAACCAUUCCUCCACCCUCUUCUCCACCUUUGACUGGCUCUUCCCACUGUGAUUCAGAGUUGUCACUCAACACAGUACCUAAUGCCAUAGAUGAAGGGUUUUCCCUCGAUCCUUCUUACCACUCUGACCUCAGACCACAGAGCCAGGGUCACAGGUCAAGUUCGUUUACAUCCUCAGCCACAGACCAGCUGGAUGAUGCAGGAGUCAGUACGGCUAGCGAAGGAGAGUGGACGUACCCACCAGACCAAGACCAAAUUGAUCCUGACCAAGACCUGGACCACACCCAAAACCUGAAUGAGAGCCAUGAGUUAGUCCAAGACUACAGCUCAAAACAAGAUUUAGAUGACCAGACCUGUUUCAGUGAAAAGAUGGGCAAUACCGGAAAGGAGACUGGAUCUCAUUACCCAUCUGAUACAGAGUGUUUUUAUUCAUCCUCUGUGAAUUUUGGGUCAUGUAAUCUGAGCUACACUGGAUACAAAUGUAACUAUGCAGACCCUGGGCCUGAUUGUUCUCAGUCCAACACUGUGGCAACACAAUCAUCCCAUGGAGUUUACCCCCAGCCCUUAGUUGACUUCAAAGCAGGCACUAUGACCAUAGGCAGGACUUGUCGUUCGCUGAGGAAAUCAAAGGUCAAACCUCUGCCACCUAAACGAACGUGCUCACUAAAAGAAACCAGUGGCAGUGUUGAUGUGGGAACAGACACACAAGCAGAUAAGGACCAACCAACGAUGGUUAGUGAACAAGAACUUGCCUCGUCUUCCACAGAUAUAAAACUAGAACUGGACCUAGAGCUUGGAGGUGCUCCAGAACCACUACAGACAUCUUGUCUAGUUUCACAGUCUUUGGGAACGUGGGGCAUGGGACUGGGGGAAACUAUGGAUAUGGUUGAGCCCAUAUCCUUCACCUCUACAGAUACACACUCAUUUAAGGAUGAUGGUGCUGUGCAGUCUGACUAUGCAGACCUGUGGCUUCACAACAGCGAACUGAAGUCAAACAACUGUGAGUACACAUCAAUGUCCAACUCAAGCACAGCCACAGGUACCACUGUCAUGGAGUGCAUCAAGUCACCAGACAGCUCUUCCUCUUCCACAGAAAUGCAAAGCCAGGCUACUGCCCAGGUUACAGAGACCAAGGCAAGCAGCCCACCUCUUCCGCCUGGAGACUUUAAACUUGGGUCACCUGAAAAAUUAGCUGGCCUAGCUUCACCAUCAAGUGGUUAUUCCAGCCAAUCAGAAACCCCAACGUCAACGUUGCCCUCAUCUUCAGCAGCAUUCUUCCCAGGACCUUUGUCCCCUUCAACUGGCAAGAGAAAGCCUAAAGUGCCAGAAAGGAAGUCUUCUCUCUCCUCCUUGCAGCAAUUUCCUAGAGAUGGAGCUUCCAUUUCUUCUUGCACUAAGAGGGACAACGACUUUCCACCCCCACCUUCUCAACUUGAUCUCACUAUUCUCCAUGGUGGCUACGUGAGACAUACAUUAUCCCACCGGACAUACCACAUGCACACGCUCCACCAUAGUAAACACAGAGUUGCUAAUGUUUUAGCUGCUGAAACAAAGAUAUUGACCCCUGAGGUUUCAGAUAGCAACCCACCUCCAAGUUCAAGCUCUGCUUCAACGAUUCCCAGCUCAAGUUUACUGGCUAUAACGCCAUCUGCUCCUCGUUCGGUGCAGCUUCAUUCUACCAGCCAAUCUAUAGAUUCACAGAGUACUAGACCCAGAUGCCCCCCCAGAAGUUCUACUCUGGCUCCUCCACCUGUUAACACUAGGCCUCUCCCUCCUCGCAGGCCACCACCCAGACCACCAUGUCAUGACCACACCUCCUCCCCUGAACAUUCACAGCCACCUCCCCCUGGUCGCCAUCCUGAUGGACCUCCAUCCUAUGAAAGUCUGUUACUCAGGCAGGACCGCUAUGGACCUGGAACCUUCUGGGCUAUGACUGCCUUCAGAACAAGGAUGGACCCAUCAUCAGACCUAUCCGAAGACAGUUCGCCCCUGCACAGACCAGUGCCACGAGCUCCCCAUCCCUCCCCUGUGGAUUUGCACACACACAUCCACUCACACGUAGAGUUCAGAGUGCUCAGCCAUUCAUCUCAUUCACACUCUGAAUUUAGGGUACUGGGAGAGCGUACAUUCUCUCAGGAGGAUGACGACGAUGAGGAUGAAGAGGAGGAAGAGGAAGAGCAAAUGAAGGAGCCACAGAGAGCCACAUGUUCUAGAGGCAGUAUGCGAUUGGACCACCCUCCACCCCCAGCAUAUGAAUUUGUUGGAGGAUCCCACUCAAACUCAGGGCCAUGGGCUAGUCCAGUCAAAGUGCCUGGUAACACAGUGGAAACAUCGCAUCCUUACCUAAUCAGCGAUGCAAGAAAAGGCAGAUAUGAGGUGCAGGAAGAAGAGAAAGAGGUGAUAUCAGGUGCUACCAGAAGUGCCCAUCAGCAGCAGACCCUGGAGAGCAAAGAUGACUCUACCACUCCUGACACAGAGGAUUAUUUCAGUAAAGAUUCCACACCCAGUGACAAUUCACUCUCGCCUCUAAUGGAUGACGCCAAAGCAGAUGAAGAUAUUCUCAUCACAUCACCUACUAAGAGCCGAACAACUGAGGACCUGUUUGCCAUGAUACACAGGUCCAAGAGAAAAGUCCUAGGCCGUAAAGAUUCAGGAGACCUAAAUGCAAAGUCUCGUCUAUGUCCAACAGCACCAGUGGCACCCAGCAGUGUCUGUACUGGUACUGUCCCUCCAGCUCCGCCUCUCACAUUUCCAGCUGCUUUAGCCAAUGCUGUUGGGUCACAGCGAGCCCCUGUGCCAAUCUAUCGCAGUGCUAAAAAAUCCAGCACAUCCAAUGAGGAGUUCAAACUUCUUUUGCUUAAAAAAGGCAGCAGAUCGGAUUCUAGUUAUCGUAUGUCAGCCACAGAAAUUCUAAAGAGCCCCAUCACCCCUAAAACACCAGGAGAAUCCCUUCAGGAAGGGUCCUUCAGACAAGUGGAGGAGCCAUCUACCACUCAUCAAGAUCCUCUGAUUUCUGGCGCAGAACCAAUCCAGAUACCAGGCCUUUUUCCCAGGGCCAAUUCUGAAAGUUUCACCCCAAAAUCACUGUCCAUGUCAGCUGCAUCUCGACAAGGACGUUCUCGGAUCCCUCCGGUUGCAAAUAGCAGUCGCUAUAGUACACGCAGUCGCCUCUACACUGCCCCCAUGCAAGCCAUUUCUGAAGGAGACACAGAGAAUUCAGAUGGAAGCCCCCAUGACGAUAGAUCAUCAUAAAAGCUCUCGAUAACAUUUUGUCUAUGCUUAGUUGAGGUUUUUCUAAUCUUGGAUGCCAGUGUAAUUGACAACAAUGCCAGAAAUCCGACUGAUGUUGAAAUGCACCAAUUAUAAUUAUAUUACUCUAAGGGUGGAAGGCUGUUGUGAUGAGGAAUUAUAAGGGAUGAUUGUUACAUCCUGGGGACAUCUCCGAAUACUUUAUAAUGUAGAGAUUAGUUCUUUCAUUUAAAACUGCGAGAUAUAUUUUGAUUGAAAAUAGUCUUCUUUCUUUAAAAAAAUACGUAACUAGAAAAAACUCACUCUCCCAAAUUAAUAUGUGGAUUACAGACAAAGUAUGAGUGCAUGAACAAAUGCAUACAGUUCUUUCUGAUCUUUCCACUUUUUGUGUUUUGAACGUGUGGAUGUGAUUUUGUCAACGGAGGACUGAUUGCUUUCUUUUUUUUUAGAUUUGGUAUUCUUAUAGCAAAUGGUGCCCAAUGCAUCAACAAGACUUCCUAGAGUUUCUACUCAAUAUUCCUGCCAACAAGUAAGGUCUGCUUGAUGUUCUAGUUACUAACAGCAUUCUCAACUCAGCACCAGUUUAACUAUAAUACUCCCAUCUACAGACCUGCUAUAAUAUAUUACACAGAGCCACUCUUAUAUUUGUCAACAGAAAUGUCAUCAAGAAAAAAUAACUUAACAUGAUGCAUGUAUUUUUGUAAAGCUGCGCCUCAGAACAUUAUGAAAAGACUUCAUCAUGUUGCAUGAUCUAUGUGGAAAAAUCCCCUGGAUCUUGGUUUCUGUCAACAUUUUUUUGUGGUUAUUAUGUAUUAUGAGAAAAGAAAAGCUUUUACUGCAGAAGAUUUGAGUUGCAUUUAUAUCACAGUGGUCUAAAUUGAUUUAUCUUCGAGGUGAGUGUCAAAGAGGAAUGAGCAAGGGCUUGCACAUAUUUAUUUACCACGCAGGCUAAUUUUGGACAAUCGCACAGUGGCCUUUCUCUCACAGAGGUGGUUGUAAGCAGGGCAUUUAUAGGUCCCUGUGUGUAUACAUGGAGCUGUGUCAAGGUUCAGCAGAAUUAAAUCACAACGCUUUUUAAAACUAACCUUAAAAUGCAUCGCUUAAGCUGGUUAAAGCUUUUCCAGCAAGAGUUUCUGUUUUGACUUGAAGCAGGAAAAGUGCAUUUGAUUGCAGACUUUGACAACACCAUCGAGUGCAGACAGUGAAAAUGCUCCAGACAGUCUGUUUGACUGGAGAUCGAUUUGUUUCACUAAAGCAACCUCACUUUUGCACUUCAUGAUUCACGAGAAAAGAUAUACAGUAUCUUAUGAUAAAAUCCAUAUGUAUAUUUCUACUGAAUAUAAAAACUUAUAUAGAAACAAAAUAAAAUUUUAUGGGGAAUCAAUCUGAGUGUAGCAAAGAACCGGUGUCACUGACAGCGUUACAGAACCUUUUUCUUUCUUAGUAGUGUACUGUUCUCUCCUUGUUGCCUCUCCUUCAUUUGCACUGACCCAGUAGCAUUUAGACAGGUGAAAGCUCAACCCAGUGGCUGGUGUAAUCCAUGUUGAACCACCCUUCAUACCUCAUACAUCAUGGGAUCUUAGAAAGAGAAGACAAAAGGACAAAAGUAGAACAUUUAAGAGUCAGCAAAGUACCUACGGCACUAGAGCAGCCUUUACAGCCCAACGCCAGAUAGUAAGGACACCACGAAACCUCUUUCAUCAUUCUAAUAAAUCAUGCAUGUACAGUAGCCAACAGGAGGAAACCAACAUCAGCGGAAAGCUUGAACUUUCACCUGUCUACCACAGCUUACAGAUUUCAUACACUUUUAUGCUCAGAGACCAUACUUCAAUUAAAACCAUUCACUGUAUUCUGUGAAUACCUCAGAAAGCAUUUUAUCAUAAAGGAUAGAUAGAUAGAUAGAUAGAUAGAUAGAUAGAUAGAUAGAUAGAUAGAUAGAUAGAUAGAUAGAUAGAUAGAUAGAUAGAUAGAUAGAUAGAUAGAUAGAUAGAUAGAUAGAUAGAUAGAUAGACAGACAGAUAGACAGACAGACAGACAGACAGACAGACAGACAGACAGACAGACAGACAGACUACAACUGCAGAACUGACACUGUGUAACAUGGAGAGUACAAAGCUGUGAACUGACUGAUAUUUUACAUUCAUCAUAUUUCUAAAGCGCACUUGUUCCUGUUCAUUGUUUUAUUUGUUGUGUUUUUUAUCGCAUGCAAUAAGUAAAGGGGGGGGGG
This is a messenger RNA of Nothobranchius furzeri (turquoise killifish), 7701 nucleotides long. RefSeq names its product Nance-Horan syndrome b (congenital cataracts and dental anomalies) (gene nhsb). NCBI's taxonomy places the organism in Eukaryota, Metazoa, Chordata, Actinopteri, Cyprinodontiformes, Nothobranchiidae. Gene Ontology annotation, biological process: lens development in camera-type eye; cell differentiation. The record is from RefSeq and is a predicted model, not a curated record.